AUGUCCGUCAGAAGAGGCCCCUUGUGCCUAGCCUCUGAAAGGAACAACAAUCGACCAUUACAGUUGGAGAAAUUCCACUUUAUGGUGAAGGAAGGUAUAGUUUUCGGCUAUCGCAUCUCGAAGAAGGGGAUAGAGGUUGGUCCAGCUGAAGCAAAAGUGAUAGAGAGGUUUCAUUCACCCAUCUCUGUAAAAGGUGUGAGAUGUUUUCUUGGACAUAAAGCAUUUGAAGAGGUGAAGGAGAAGCUGGUGUUCGUGCCCGUUAUUAUUUCACCAAAUUGGAGUGAGCCAUUUGAGGUGAUAUGUGAUUCUAGUGGGAUUUCACUUGGUGUGGGUGAUAGUGCAACAGACAACUUUUCUUUGAGGUACUUGAUGGAAAAGAUUAAUACGAAACAGAGGUUGAUCAGAUGGGUGUUAUUAUUGCAAAAGUUUGAUUUUGAGGUAAAAUAUAGAAAGGGAACUGAGAAUCAAGCUGUAGAUCACUUGUCUAGUGUAGAGGAUGAAGCUAUGCCUGAAUUGGGAGAGAAAGCUGAAUUGAUGAUGCAUUCCAAGAUGAACAUGUAUUGGCUGCUUCCCUAG
Molecule: messenger RNA, 576 nt
Organism: Solanum pennellii
Lineage: Eukaryota; Viridiplantae; Streptophyta; Magnoliopsida; Solanales; Solanaceae
Exons: 3
Coding region: 1-576 (191 amino acids)
Source: RefSeq, a predicted model, not a curated record